UGCUCUCGCCGCUGUUGUAGUGCAGGUACCGCUCCGUCCGCCGGCCGUGUCGUGAGCCACGCUGCCGGUCCCGAUCUCUGGAUAAAGCGAUUACAACAUGACAACAGCCCACAGGCCCACGUGGGCUCCGGCCCAAGCUGCUGCUUCCGAUGUCGGAAACUGGUCCACUGGGGGGCAAGCAAGUCAGGCUGUUUCUGCGCACGAUUUGCCAAGCCAGACUACUCUAAAAUUCAGGAAGACAGGCCAAAACAGCGAGGCUGAACUUCGAAAGCGGGAUGUCCGCGCCGAGGUCGAAGACAGCGAACGCCGAGCACUGGACGAGAAACCUGCUACAAUCGCUCGACGUUACGACGAGGGAGGAGCCGGUCGAGGUAGGGAUCGUCUACAGCUCCUGUUGAAAGAGCAGGGCGACGUGAAUUUGGACGACGUGAAGAAGUACGACGACGAAGACGAUGCUGACAGCGGUGAUGAUCUUGACAGCAGCGACUCGGACGACGACUCAGACGAUGACGAAGAAGCGCUGGAGAAGGAGCUGGAGAAGAUCAGGAAGGAGCGCGAAGAAGCUCGCAAAAAGAAGGAGCGCGAAGAAGCUGAAGAUGAAGAAAAAAGAAAGCAGGAAGCAGCCAUGACGGGGAACAUUCUACUCACUCAGAGCAACAGCAGUUCACAAGUCAAGCGAAGAUGGAACGACGACGUGGUCUUCAAAGGGCAAGCAAGGACCGAGCCAGAGACAAAGAAGAGAUUUGUGAACGAUACCAUCCGUAAUGAUUUCCACCGCCGCUUCCUCACGAAGUAUAUCAAAUAGGAAAUUGCUCUGCGUUUGUUUUUUAGGGUCAUGUUUAUCCUCACAUAGUUCGCAACGGUGAGCUCGCUGGUGGAGGUGGGUUUGGGUGGAGGACUAAAAGUUCGUAGCUGUAUGUAGGUUUUGUGACGAAGAGCAGUAAACGGUGUCACCGGCAUUGGCGUCGCUACUGAGCCAGUGACCAAACUUCGGGUGGCAUUGUGAUGGCACACUCAUCAGCUUUCGGGGCUCAUUUGAAAGGAUAUGAACCAGGAGAGAGGGAGGAAUUGAGAGGUAAAAAGGGUUUGGACAACGCUGUAUCGGACACAACGCGGCGGCCUAAAAAGAGCCGGUCUACGCAUGGACACAAGCCCGAAUGAAUCGGCGAGAUCUGAGUGCGGGAGCAGUUAAAUUGCAGCUUUAGGACACAGCGAGAUCUGAGCGCCGUUUGAUUGCUUGCACAUGUAGGGCACUCCGGAUCCAACUGCCAGCACGCUCAAUUCCGUUCAGGCACGCCACUUGUACUGGCCGUCAGCACUUGCGACAUCAAAUAAAACGUAGAUGCUCACUUUCGGGGACUUGAGUCCCCUCGGGUUGGCUUCCUGACCAACUGACCAAAAAGGAUUGGCUCCUG
Molecule: messenger RNA, 1415 nt
Organism: Ectocarpus siliculosus
Lineage: Eukaryota; Phaeophyceae; Ectocarpales; Ectocarpaceae
Source: the annotation of a GenBank genome assembly